Molecule: messenger RNA, 1335 nt
Organism: Dentiscutata erythropus
Lineage: Eukaryota; Fungi; Glomeromycota; Glomeromycetes; Diversisporales; Gigasporaceae
Source: the annotation of a GenBank genome assembly
AUGGCAUUGGAUCCGAAGGAUUUGGCUGAACUGACGCCAAUGUUUAUAUCCACUGUUUACAAGCAUUUUAGAAAUGAAAUCCCCGACUCAAAUUGGGAUUUAAGACUUCACUUAGCAGUAGCUAUGCUCCGAAGUGUUCUUCAGCGAUCAAAGAAUAAAACAAUAGAAAAGCAUCAAAAAUUUUUAGCCAAAGCUCACCUACCUUCGAGCCAUUCAACUUUAGUAAAAAAGGCUAUAGUACCAGAAACCUGUCGUUCUCAAGCUGAAGAUAUUAUGGCAGGCUUAUUAAGUGGACAAGAGGAAAAGGUUGGAUGGAGAUGGAAAGAUGAUCCAAUGAAACAAACUCCGCUCAGAGGCGAGUGGGUUGAGUCAAAGACAAGAAAAAAGUCAACUGAUGUCGAUCGUGUGAUUCUAUACGUUCAUGGAGGCGCUUAUAUUUUAGGAAGUGCUGCUCAACAUCGUUUUUUAAUACAAAAAAUUGCUAAAGAAGGUGCCGCUCGUGCCUUUGGUUUCGACUACCGAUUGGCACCACAGUCUCCAUUCCCAGCAGCACUUAUUGAUACAUUGGCUGCCUACUUGUAUUUAAUACAACCGCCAUCAGACGCUGGAUUUGAACCAAUAAAUCCUAAAAAUAUAAUAAUCAUGGGUGAUUCUGCUGGUGGAGGUCUUGCCCUGUCUACGAUGUUGGUCCUUCGAGAUGCUGGUCUUCCACAACCAGUUGGAGCAGCUUCGACAGACUAUUUACCAAGUGGUUUAAUAUAUAAAGCGUCUCCCGCAAAUCCAAUAAAAGAUAAUACGGACAUUAAACAGAGAUUAUCAAGAAUACAAUAUUACGCUUAUAAUUCUGCCUUAGAUAUUCCUUAUGUCAGUCCGAUCCUGGCUGAUGAUUUAGGUGGUUUAGGAGAAAUAUUUAUUACAUGUGGAAAUAAUGAAAGAUUACGCGAUGAAUCAAUAUUAUUUGCCAAUAAGGCAGCAAAGACAAACCCAGAGCUUUUUAACACACCUAGAAAAGAAGGUCAACGUUCAUAUCCUCCUACCAAAGUUAACCUAAACAUAUUUGAGGCAAUGCCACAUGUUUUUCAACUUUUCUUAUUUCACCCAACAGCAAUUAAUGCCAUCAAACGAACUGGUAAGUGGAUACGUAAAGUAAUACCAGAACCGGAUAACGGCGACAAUAAAAGCGAGUCAUCAAGUGAUACUCUUCAUAAUUUGUAUAUAUAUCAUGAUGCUAAACCAAUAGUACGUGAAGAACUUUCGCUUUCAGAUAUUUCAGAUGAAAGUGAAGAUGAUGAGCUCGCAAUAUUUACAUCAAAAGGCUUUAUGCCAAUUAAUUAA